This is a messenger RNA of Peniophora sp. CBMAI 1063, 228 nucleotides long. The record is from the annotation of a GenBank genome assembly. Lineage: Eukaryota; Fungi; Basidiomycota; Agaricomycetes; Russulales; Peniophoraceae.
AUGAACGCGCGUCGUACUCACUCUCACGCGAAACACUCAUUCUUCGGCCCUUCUGUACUCGACCCUGCAUCGGCCGACAUCACCACGUGUGCUGUUCAUUCCAAUACUGCCAGCAUUAACUUGGGUCCUGGCGCCGGCGAGCGUAACGCUCGGACUCAGCUGCUCGAUCCCCGUGUCACUCUUGACCCACCUACGUUCAUCUGCAUGAUCGUGAUCGGUUGGCUGUGA